UAUAGCCCAAGAUCAUUAGGUCUCCCGCGUUUCAAUUCGUCACCUUUCUCUGGUUUUGGGAGGUCGUCUUCUUCUCCAACUGAAUAAAACUUUAAACCCUAGCCGACCACCAAUAACCCCUUAAACCCUACCUAUUUACCACUCUCACCAGUAAAGCCAGCUAUAAUGGGUGCAACGGCAGUGAAUAAGAAUACGGGCUCAAAGCGGCAGCAGAAGAAGAAGCAGGCUCUUCAAAAAAAGAAGCAAAAUAAGGAAUUUUUCAAUGCUAAAACCCAAAAGCAAAUGGACCUUUCUGACCAUUCUGACAGUUCAGAUGAAGAAGUAGAGGAAUAUGAAGAUGUUAAUGGAGUUCAGGAAGACUCUGGUUCAGCUUCUGACAUUUCAUCUGAAGGAGAUGACCCUUUGGCUCAUGACUUCCUCCAGGGAAGUGAGGAGUCUGAUGAUGAAGAUGAUAAAGGUGCUUCAACACAGGAUCCAACGUCGGAUUCUUGUUCAGAUUCUGAUUCAGAUGAAUCUGACAUUGAGGCGAAGUCUAAAGCUAUAGAUGAAGAAAAGAAAAAGGAAGAAGAAGAAGCAGUAGCUGAGAUGCAGCUCAACAUUAAAGACGAAUCAGAUGAAUUCAGAUUACCCACCAAGCAGGAACUUGAAGAAGAAUCACUUCGACCUCCUGAUCUUCCAAACAUGCAGAGGAGGAUAAAAGAGAUUGUUCGAGUGCUUUCAAAUUUUAAGGCUUUGAGGCAAGAGGGUGCAACAAGAAAGGAGUAUGUGGAGCAGCUUAAGAGAGAUUUAAGUUCAUAUUAUGGUUACAAUGAAUUUUUGAUUGGAGCUCUUGUAGAGAUGUUUCCAAUUGUUGAACUUAUGGAACUUAUAGAAGCUUUUGAAAAGCCUCGACCCAUUUGUCUCCGAACUAACACUUUAAAGACAAGGAGGCGGGAUUUGGCAGAUGUUCUAAUCAACAGAGGAGUUAACCUAGAUCCCUUAAGCAAGUGGUCAAAGGUUGGGCUAGUUGUGUAUGAUUCACAAGUUCCAAUUGGUGCCACUCCUGAAUACAUGGCUGGUUUCUACAUGCUCCAAAGUGCAAGCUCGUUUCUACCAGUUAUGGCCCUAGCACCUCAAGAAAAGGAACGGAUUAUUGAUAUGGCGGCUGCACCUGGUGGUAAAACAACUUACAUUGCUGCACUUAUGAAAAAUAGUGGAAUGAUUUUUGCAAAUGAGAUGAAGGUUCCAAGGCUUCACUCACUCACUGCCAAUCUGCAUCGAAUGGGGGUGACAAAUACAGUAGUUUGUAACUAUGAUGGAAAGGAGCUUCCUAAAGUGUUGGGUGUCAACUCAGUGGAUAGAGUAUUGUUAGAUGCUCCUUGCAGUGGGACAGGGGUUAUAUCAAAAGAUGAGUCUGUUAAAACUUCUAAAAGUUUAGAGGAAAUACAGAAGUGUGCCCAUCUGCAGAAGCAACUGAUACUUGCUGCAAUUGACAUGGUGGAUGCGAACUCAAAAUCUGGAGGAUUCAUUGUUUACUCCACUUGCUCCAUAAUGGUGGCUGAGAAUGAAGCAGUCAUUGACUAUGCACUCAAGAAGAGAGAUGUUAAACUUGUACCAUGUGGACUUGACUUUGGUCGUCCUGGGUUUAUCCGAUUUAGGGAACAACGAUUUCACCCAUCUUUAGAAAAGACAAGGCGAUUCUACCCUCAUGUUCACAAUAUGGAUGGCUUUUUUGUGGCAAAGUUGAAAAAAAUGAGCAAUGCAAAGCCUAAAGUGGAAUCUUCUACUCCGUCUGAAACAGUUGAGGAAGGACUUGAGCUGGGUGAAAAUGGCAGUGAAAAAGAUAGUCAAGAGAAUGUUAAACAGCAUCUGGUGGAACAUAGUAGAAAAGAAAAUAAGGUUUUAAAAAAAGAUAUCACUGACAAUGGUAAAAAAGAAUCCCCAUCCUCUGCCAUAAAGAAUAAGAAAAGGAAAUUCCCAUCAAGAGAAAGAAACGAUAUCACUGAAAAUGGCAAAAAAAGGUCCCCAUCUUCCGCCAUAAAGCGCAAGAAAAGGAAAUUCCCAUCAAGGGAGCAGAUCGAGAAGAUCUCAAGAGCAAGGGAAGAGAAGAGAAAGGCUUUAAGGGAAAAAAAGAAAGCAGCAAGACAAAAGAGUGGUGGAGGAGAAUAAGCAAUUGGCAACACACGCUGGGCUUAAACUUGGAAACAUGAUUUUAUGGUCACUAAUUUAUAAUUAUAUGUUUCAUAGUCCUUGUGUGGAAAGCAUAUCAACAAUGUCCCUGGGAAAAAUUGAGAGCUCACCAGAGAGUAAGGCAUGGUUCUUCUAGCUUAUCAAACAGAUUGAAGGAGGAGAGCUUAGAAUUGUUGCACAUCCUAAACCACCUCAUCUUUUCUUGAAAUGCCUCCUUACUUCUCUCCGAGUCCAAAAGUUUUGUUUUAAUUUGUGUUUAUUUUUUCCUUUGAAAAAAAAAAAAAAAAGAAAAGAAAAGAAAAGAAAAGAAGAAAAUCCUGUUAUUAUUUAUAUGAAGAUUUUGUGUUUUUGUUUAUCAUAAUAUUUUAUAGUCGACUUUAUGCAUUGCUUUUUUUCUUU
This is a messenger RNA of Ziziphus jujuba (common jujube), 2568 nucleotides long. Its product is annotated as 26S rRNA (cytosine-C(5))-methyltransferase NOP2B. Gene Ontology annotation, cellular component: nucleolus. The transcript is spliced from 18 exons. NCBI's taxonomy places the organism in Eukaryota, Viridiplantae, Streptophyta, Magnoliopsida, Rosales, Rhamnaceae. Gene Ontology annotation, molecular function: rRNA (cytosine-C5-)-methyltransferase activity; RNA binding. Gene Ontology annotation, biological process: rRNA base methylation; maturation of LSU-rRNA. The record is from RefSeq and is a predicted model, not a curated record. The coding region runs from base 166 to 2148 and encodes 660 amino acids.